Misgurnus anguillicaudatus (oriental weatherfish) is the source of this 1460-nucleotide messenger RNA. Lineage: Eukaryota; Metazoa; Chordata; Actinopteri; Cypriniformes; Cobitidae. The record is from RefSeq and is a predicted model, not a curated record.
AUUACGUCUUAAAUCUGAUAGUCAGGUAAAACUCAACUGAAAAGUUUUUUUUGACAGCCAAGAAAACUGUAGUAUGUCUUCAUAGAUGCGAAAAUGAUCAGUAUGUCUUCAGCAGUGGCGAGCGGCUCGAGGACUCCUCUCUUUCCAGACAUUUAUAGUCCACACAAACACCGGAAAACACCAAAGUUUAUACCAAAAGAGAUAAUAGAACUAAACUCCGUCUGUCCUGAUGGAGAAAAAAGCCCAGUCCUCACCGAGUAUGAUAUUGCACAAUUCAGGAAGCCUUUACGACAGAACAUUUGCAUAGGACUGCUGUGUGCGGGUUUUCACCGCUCGUUUGCGCAGCUGUUUGCGUUGUUGCAGCGCUGGGACGCAGCAGACGAGCAUGCGCACAAACUAGAGAUGCUGCAGCACAUCCUCACCCGCGCUGAAACUGCAGAAAGAGCAGGACAGUAUGGGGAAGUGUAUGACAACUACCUGCGUCUGGCCCGGUUCUUCACUGAACCAGAGGAUGGAUGGCUGAAGCAUCAUUUCUUUCAACUAGCCCUGCAUUCAGCUCGCAAAUUCAAAAUGGACUCUGGCAAAAAAGAGGCGGAGGCCAACUUGCACAUGGGAGAAGUUUAUUUAGAAAAGGGUCAGCUUGAGUUAGCACAAGAGCAUUAUGAAGAGUUUUAUCACAUGACUUUGGGCCGUGCGUGGCAGGACACUAGUGGUCGGACACAACACUUACGUUCUUGUGAAGAGUUGGGAAAGGUGUACACAUUGCUGGCAGAAAGGCUGCUUCAACCAAGCAACCAAGACUAUGCGCUUGCCAUAAAGCUGCUCACAAAAGCCUACGAGAUGGCUAAAGAAGCUGGAGAUCUAGAGCGAAAAGGAGAUGCAGCCUAUAGAUUGGGCCUCGCAUAUCAGCAUAUAGGAGACCAUGCGACAGCUAAACAGUUUCUCAGUGUUUACAUGGAGAUCUCCACAGAACUUAAAGAUAUGGAUAAUCUGGGAAGAGCAUAUGGAGCCAUUGCCAAAUCACUGGAGAGUGAAGGCAAACAAACAGAAGCGAUUCAGUAUUUGGAGAAGUUUGCUGAGAUUUCUAUAAGCAACAAACGGGACAGAAAUCUUGAGAAUGCUUACAGGUGUCUUGGAUCAAUCCUCAACUCUAAAAGGCAGUAUGAUGAGUCUCGUGUAUAUUUUGAGCGUGCAUAUGAGAUUGCAUGUAAUAUGGCGUCAGUGCCCGGGCUGCAGAAGGCUCAGGUUUAUGUGGGCACCGCCCGUGCCCUCAGCAUUCUGCAGGUGUACAAUAAACACAUAGAGACGUGCGGACGCCAGAGCAUCCAAAAAAUAAUCAAGUGGAAGGAGCGAAGGGAAAACAGCUUCAGCGAAACCAUAGAGCAAGACGUGAAGAAAUGAACAGUGGAGAGGGAGAAGGAUUGGGAUAAAAGGCUUAAUAAAGUCUCUUUGAAAUCUUU